This is a messenger RNA of Paramisgurnus dabryanus, 3026 nucleotides long. NCBI's taxonomy places the organism in Eukaryota, Metazoa, Chordata, Actinopteri, Cypriniformes, Cobitidae. The record is from RefSeq and is a predicted model, not a curated record.
GGGCGGGGCUGUGCUCACGCAAUGGACUUCUUGCAGUAAAAACACGAAUCUUUGUGCGUAUACUGUUCUGUUCGUGAUAUUUAAUGAUAGAAAAGCGCGCGUAAACAUCGUAAUGUGACCGCCUAGCGUCGGUGUGAAUAUUUAACACAGCGCUGUGAUGUCGCAGUAGGAUCUGUUUGAUCCAGCCUACUGUUUAGGGUCAAUACUGCAAUCCUCCACCAUGGGCAGACUAGAUGAUGCUGCCAAGCGCAAAGUUGUGGAGCUGCGAGAAGCAGGCUUGAGCUUCCGCAAGAUCAAGGCUGUGCUGGAGUUGGAGAACAUUAAGGUAUCUGCGCAGGCCAUCUACCUCUUCCUAAAGGAAUUUCAAGGGAGAGCUCGGAGGGAAGACGGAGCAGCGGGGAGGAGCGGCCAUGCGGUGCCGACGUCAGUCAGGGAGGUGGGCAGCAGCGAGACUCGACAGGUUGGCUGGAGCGACCAGCAGCUGAGAAACCUCCUCAGAGAAGCUUCACGAGUCGCAGCCUCUCAGCAGGCCACGUCUUCCUCGGUGGGACAGUCUUCUGGGACGGCAAGCAGAGGAGAAGCACAGGAGAAGGAUAAAGAUGAGGAUAUUCGGAUUGUCAGCGUAACGAGUUUGGCCCAGGGCACACAGCACGCUGGCGUCCAGGUGCCACGUUCAGGCGGCGGCACAGGGGCGAUGAGUGCCGUUAAUUUUGCAAGACGACGACACACACCAUCACCUGCCAAUCCUGUGCUGGUGGCUCGUAGGAGACUCCUGGAUAAAGCUUUGCUUCAUCGAGCAAGGGUAAGGGAAGGUGGACCACAGACCGGCCAGCAGAUGCCGCUGUCAGUAAGACGAGAUCAGUCCUGUUUCACUGGUCCUGAUGGGAGAAAAGUUGGGUUACCCCAGACAGCUUCAUAUGACCUUACCAGAGCUCCAAACUUGAGGGGCUCCCAAGGACCCUUUCCUCCCAAGAGAUGGAUGCAAAGGACAGGCACUCCCAUUCGCACCCUUCAACAUCCUCCUCGCAUAGCCAUCCGCCCCCCGGACCCGGCCGCAGCUGGGAAUACAUCCCAAAACGCAGGUCCUUCUGCACGAGUCCAAAACGUGACCAGCCAAUCUUCCCCUCCUCCCCAGAGGAACAUCCUUGACCCUGGAGCUGUGAGCGGCCUGCAAGAGCAGAUUCAGUCCUUGAGCUCCGAACUGAGAAAUCUGGGCGUAGCGCUGAGGAUGAUGGCAGAACAACAAGGCCGGUUGGAAAGAGAGCAAGCCCAGCAGACUCAGGUCCAGAAGCAGAUCCUCAGCACCCUUCAAGAAGUGGCGACCAGACUAGAACCCUGCAACGUACUGCAGUCACCAUCUGCCUCAACGUUACCAGCGUCCUGUUCCCUGGCCUCCGCUGAACCCUUCAGCCAGGCCGCCCCCAGCCAGGGCAUCUACGCUCAGUGCAGUCAAGCACAGACACGAUACAACGAGAUCCACGACUCGGGACUCGAGGGCAUUGAGGGGUUCUCUCUGGACCAGCUUAGCCCAGCCACCAUGAACGGAUUUCAGCAGUGCCCAACCACCGGCGUGCCCUCGUUCACCCAUGCACAAACGUUUUCCCAUUCACCCUAUACGCAGUCGCACACAGACUCAUACACAGGCAUGAAUAAUAAAUCGGUAGAUAUGCCCUCAACCAGUUCGAAUGGGACUUUCCAGAGUUGUAGUCCACCUAACCAGUCCACCAGUCUUCCAGUGUCUCCACACGAGACAGAGCUGAACAUUAUUAAGGUGGAGAAUGUCUGAAAAUCCAGCAACGAAACAUAUGUCGAAAACUUUCAGCACAAGGUCUGAAUUUUAUAGACGACAAUUCACAUUAUAACCCCUUGUAGCGCUCUUGCAGUGAUGUGGCCAAUCUGGCGUAGCUAAAAGUGUUUAUUCUUACGAAUUGCAUCGCCUUUGUUUCGGGCUGUAAUGAAGUAGAUGUAUUUUCUCUGAGAGCUGUUUCUCACAGGGUACAUUCACAGACGACUUUAUCACUCACCAGUAUUUCACAAAUACAUAUCUAUAUAUAUUCAGUGUUGUAGUAAGACCUUACAUAACGAACUGUAUUGUUUUUAUUAACUUAAAAUGUUUUGUUUUAUCUAAAUACACCCCGGGUCCCCUUACAUGGAAGUUGUCGCCAUGUUUCUUCAGUAGCCCUAAACAGACAAACUGCUCUAUCGUAGCUGUGGACUGAGCCAUUGGUUGCAAUUCCCAAUCUCACUUUUGAAAUUUGUCAAAAUAACUUAAAAUCGUAACACUACUACAAAGAGUAAAAACAGAAGUCCUCGAAAUUUGAAAUGAUGGGCCAUGUGAGCAAAUCCUGCAGAAAAUCUGAAAUGGGUACACUGGAAAAAAUUAUUCAUUCAAUUUACUCAAUUUUUUAAGGUAAGUGGUUGCAAUCAAUUUAUUUAAGCUACAUUUAAACAAAAGUUUUUUAUUUUAUUAUAUUUUACUAAUCGUUUUUGUUUAAAUGUAGCUUAAAUAAAUUGAUUGCAACCACUUACCUUAAAAAAAAAUUAAGUAAAUUGAAUGAAUCAUUUUUUUCAGUGUAUAUGACAGUUCGGCGUUAUAGUAGCUAAAAGUUCGUGUUUGCUCUUAAGUAAAUUUUAAGUUAAAUGAUAGAAGUUUAGCGUUAUUGUAGCAUCGUUACUAAGAGACAUUGGUUUAUAUUAUUGUACAUUAUUACAUGUUAACUGUCCAAAAUUUCAAGACCAGCAAAAAAACUGUCCAAGAGAAGAGUUUUCUUAUUUAAAACAUGUUUUUGACUUUUCAUAUGAAAAUAAAUAUCAGUAGUUUUAGUGAAAUAUGAUUUUGUUUUUUUGUGAAAGUCUGUUUAUUGAAGAAGUGCAACAUGAAACAACAAUGACCAUAGUACAAGUGUGUGGUAUUGAUGGUACUGUACAUUAAACACAUUUUCAAACAUUUAACCAGAAUCACAUAUGUGACCUUGGACAACAAAACCAGACAUAAGUCGCACGGGUAUAUUUGUAGCAAUGGCUAA